GACAUAUGAUAAACAAAACAAAAUAAAAACAGCUGUAACACAUACAUAUCAACAAAAUUUUGUAUUAUUCCCCAAUUGUUGUACAGUUCUAUAAACAACCAUGCUAUCAUUAGUGGCUGAUUACAGUGAUUCUUUAUCCUCCUCCAAUAGUGAAACUGGUGACUCCGAUGAAGAAUCCAAAAAGCAUGAACAAAACAAGCCACCAGUUAAAGCAACUACAAAUUCCAAGCCCUUAUUACCCAGUGCCAGUUUGUUACUAAACUCCUCUCAAAGGGGAGCGGCUGGAGUUGUAUUCAGCAACCCUUUUUUGGAAGCUGAAAAAGCCGAAAUUGAUAAGUUACAAAAACAUGUACAAAUGGUGGAGUCCGAAGAUCAUUUAAUACAGAAAAAUGGUAGAAAAAUUUGUUGGAAUAAUCGCAAGGGACGUUGCAGGUUUGGCAAUAAAUGUAAAUAUGCCCACGAUUCGGACUUGGUGGCGGGCAUUGAUGACGAUAAUGCCAGUGAAGUUAACAAUGAGGAGUCACAACAAAAUCCACCGCCUUCAAUUAAUGCAACCAUAGCUAAAUCUGCCCAAUUAAGCCAUAGUAGUAUACAAACAUAUCAAUCAGUAGAAUCCACCGAUUCUAAGUUAAAGUCUCGCAAACGUCCUGGUUUAGGAGACUCCAUAGUUCCCGGCAAAAAGGUCAUAAAACAAUAUCAAACUUCAAAGACGACAACAAAAACAACGACAUCGUAACAUUCAAAAACCAUCGAGGCUUGCUAGACUACACCUUGAUCGCAAAUACGAACGGUACAACUUUUCUUUUCCCGCAUGCAAGUACUUUGCGUUACUUGCAGAAGACGACGACUUGAUGUUCUAAUUUCUUGUUCUUCGGCUGACAUGUAUUCCAUGGAUAAACGCAAACGAGGUUUUGAUAGCCAAAAAUAACCCAUGACUUGUCGAUAGGUGAGAUUUUUGGUUUCCUCAUCCAAAUCAUCGUCUUCAAGAAUAUCCGAUAUAUCCUGAUCGUCUUUGCAGAACACAGAAAGAGCUAAUAUGUAUUUUAAAAGCAUUUUAGAUAUACACUCAUAAUACAUGUUGCUUUUAAACUGA
Stomoxys calcitrans (stable fly) is the source of this 1093-nucleotide messenger RNA. RefSeq lists its product as uncharacterized. NCBI's taxonomy places the organism in Eukaryota, Metazoa, Arthropoda, Insecta, Diptera, Muscidae. Gene Ontology annotation, molecular function: metal ion binding. The transcript has 3 exons. The coding region runs from base 101 to 736 and encodes 211 amino acids. The record is from RefSeq and is a predicted model, not a curated record.